This is a messenger RNA of Coffea arabica (coffee), 1989 nucleotides long. The record is from RefSeq and is a predicted model, not a curated record. Lineage: Eukaryota; Viridiplantae; Streptophyta; Magnoliopsida; Gentianales; Rubiaceae.
AUGUAUUUAUCCGUACUCGACGGAGCAGUGGGUUGUGUUCUGGGACAACACGAUGAUUUCGGAAGGAAAGAACAGCCCAUCUACUAUCUUAGCAAGAAACUCACCCAGUAUGAGGCUCAUUAUUCAUUUAUUGAGAAAAGCUGCUGUGCAUUGGCCUGGGCAGCUCAAAAGUUGAGACACUACCUGCUAAGUCAUACCACUUAUCUCAUAUCCCGUUCCGAUCCUUUGAAAUACCUCUUGGAAAAGCCGAUGCCAACUGGGCGUCUGGCCAAAUGGCAGAUGGUUCUUUCAGAGUUUGAUAUUGUUUUCACUUCGCAAAAGGCCGUCAAGGGGCAAGCUAUAGCUGAUCAUUUGGCAAAAAAUCCAAGAGACGAUGAGUAUCAACCGCUUCAUACCUAUUUCCCUGUUGAAAAGGUUUUAUUUGUUGGUGUCAUAAAAGAUAUGAGCGAGCGGUGCCCUGAAUGGAGGUUGUUUUUUGAUGGUGCCGCUAAUUCUUUCGGAGCUGGAAUCAGAGCAGUUCUUGUAUCUCCAGAAGGAAAGCAUUACCCCGGAGCUGCUAAAUUGCAAUUCGCCUGUACAAACAAUAUGGCCGAGUAUGAAGCCUGUAUUUUUUGUCCUAAAAUGGCUUUGAAAAUGGAAGUUAAAGAGUUGAUAGCCUUCAAUGAUUCAGAUUUACUUGUGCACCAAACGCUGAAACAAUGGAUAACCAAAGAUUCCAAAAUCUUGCCAUACCAUUGUAAUUUGCUCGAUCUGGCUAGACAAUUUCAAAGUUUGGAAUUCAGACAUCUCCCACGAGCCCGAAAUGCAUUUGCAGAUGCCUUGGCCACCUUAUCUUCUAUGAUACAAUAUCCAGAUGAAUUGGGAAUCGAGCCUAUCCGGAUUCAACUCCAAAAUAAGCCUGCUCAUUGUUGGGUCAUAGACAAUUCUUCUGGCAAAAGCCCUUGGUACAAUGAUAUUAAGGAAUUCAUCAAAACCAGGGUUUACCCUCCGGGAGCUAAUGCAAAAGACAAGGUUUUCCUGCGUAGAAUGGCCUCGAAGUUUUUCUUAAGCGGAGAGGUAUUAUACAAAAGGACCUCAGAUUUGAACCUCUUAAGGUGCAUCGAUGAAGAUGAAGCUCAAUACAUGAUGAAAGAGGUGCAUAGCGGCGUCUGCGGACCUCACAUGAAUGGACAUUUGUUAGCAAAGAAGAUUAUGAGAAUCGGGUAUUUUCGGCUUACAAUGGAACGCGACUGCAUAGAUUUUGUCCGGAGAUGUAUUAAAUGUCAAGUGCAUGGCGACGUUAUACGUGCUUCUCCCACCGAAUUGCAUAGCAUGAUUGCUCCGUGGCCCUGCUCAAUGUGGGGUAUGGAUGUGAUCGGCACAAUUGACCCUCCUGCUUCAAAUGGGCAUCGGUUUAUAUUGGUGGCAAUUGAGUAUUUCACCAAAUGGGUAGAAGCUGAAUCAUUCAAGCAUGUGACUAAGAAGGUGGUGGCGAAUUUUUUAAGGGAUCACAUCAUAUGCCGAUUUGGGGUACCAGAAACAUUGAUUACAGACAAUGCUAAGAAUCUCAACAAUUAUAUGGUGGAUGGGCUAUGCGAACAGUUUAAAAUCAGACAUCGCAACUCUGCCAUCUAUAGACCACAGAUGAAUGGAGCCGUGGAAGCCGCAAACAAGAAUUUGAAGAAGAUCAUUCGCAAGAUGACUGAAAAACAUCGUGACUGGCAUGAAAAGCUCCCUUAUGCACUAAUGGCGUAUCGGACUUCUAUCCGAACAUCAACCGGGACAACACCCUACUCGCUCAUGUAUGGAAUGGAAGCUGUGCUACCUGCCGAGGUCGAAAUCCCUUCAUUGCGGGUUUUAAUGGAGACCAAGUUGAAAGAGGCUGAUUGGAUAAAACAGCGUUUUGAACAACUGUCCUUGAUUGAUGAAAAGCGUCUUAAUGCUAUUUGUCAUGGGCAAUGUUACCAAAAAUGCAUGGCCCGGGCCUACAACAAGAAAGUCCAUUUGUGA